Acanthoscelides obtectus is the source of this 465-nucleotide messenger RNA. Lineage: Eukaryota; Metazoa; Arthropoda; Insecta; Coleoptera; Chrysomelidae. The record is from the annotation of a GenBank genome assembly.
AUGCCGAAGGUUUACGUUCCCAAAAAGCGACCCUACGACAAAAAGAACAUGGAACCAGCCCUAAAACUAAUAGAUAAUGGCACUUUAUCUCUUAGAAAUGCAGCUAGACAGUCUAAAAUUGACAAAUCUGCUCUUUCGAGAAGACGUACUCGGUCACUUGGUAAACAGGGAAGAAGAACUUCUCUAACCAAAGAGAUGGAAGUAGACUUAAGUGAUAAGGUAAACAUUACCCAGUUUAAGGAAGGAAAGCCCGGGAAAGAUUGGUUUGAAAAUUUUUGUAAGCGCAAUAGACUAAGUCAAAAAAACGCAAAAACGCAAGUUUACUACGUGGCACAAAUCCUGUACUUCAUCGACAAAAGUGACAUAGAAAUGAAACUUUCCCAGCCAGAAAUAGAAAGUAAGACCUGUCGUAUCUCUCAGCAAUAUUGGUUUCCUAUCGACUUUGAAAAAUACGUCGUUCAAUAA